Molecule: messenger RNA, 1107 nt
Organism: Vigna angularis (adzuki bean)
Lineage: Eukaryota; Viridiplantae; Streptophyta; Magnoliopsida; Fabales; Fabaceae
Exons: 1
Coding region: 1-1107 (368 amino acids)
Source: RefSeq, a predicted model, not a curated record
AUGGAGAACCAAGUAGAAGUUCAAGAGGGAAUGAAAGCCGACAUCCAACAGCUGAAGGAACAAAUGAGUCAAGUCCUAGAGACCCUGGAUGCCUUACAAAGUCCUGGAUGUUUAUGCACGCAACGAUCACAACAAGGAGUUCUAGAAGCACAAACUUUCCUUUCCUAUGGUCUUCCCCCGAAUUAUACUCUACCCUCAGGAGUGGACUCGAGACAUCUUGACACUCAAAAGGCCGAAGGUAAUGCAGUUGAAGUAGAAGGCGAGCUUGGGGCGACCACUUGCACAAUUCUGGGGCAAACGAUCCAACCAGGUAUUGAGAGCACGAUAAUGAAAAAACAACCUGAGACGAAGUCUCCAUCUUGUGUCAUUACACCAGCAAAUUUUAAGGACGAUAAGAGCAGAUUAGAAGUCCUUGAGAAGAGGUUGAGAGCCAUAGAGGGUGAAGGAAGUUUUGAAUUUGGAGAUGCUAAAAAACUAUGUUUAGUUCCUGAUGUGGUGAUACCUCCAAAGUUCAGGCUGCCAGAGUUCGAGAAAUAUCGGGGAAAUACUUGCCCGAGGGGCCAUAUAAGCAUGUACUGCAGGAAAAUGACAGCUUAUGCCCACGAUGAAAAACUUUUGAUUCAUUUCUUCCAAGAAAGUUUAACUAACGAGGCUCUAACUUGGUACAUGCGCUUAGAAACUACUCACAUCUACUCAUGGAAAGAUCUGGUUGAGGCAUUCCUAAGGCAGUAUGGAUAUAAUAAAGAUUUGACACCUGAUAGAGCACAACUGAAGAACACGGUGAAGAAAGAGUCUGAAUCAUUCAGAGAAUAUGCCCAAAGGUGGAGAGAAAUUGCUUCUCAAGUAGAACCGCCUCUAAGCGACAAGGAGAUGACUACCACAUUUUUGAAUACUCUACAACCACCAUUUUAUGAGCACAUGUUAAGCAUCUCAGUCUCCUCAAGUUUUGCUGACAUAGUAGUAAUUGGAGAGAGGGUUGAGAGUGGCAUAAGAAAUGGAAAAAUUGCACUAGGCCCAGAGCUAGUAGCAAGUUUAAACGAGUAUGAUCCUAGACGUGAGAAAGGAAAAGAACGAAGAGCUAAUUCACAUUUUAUUGCCUGUCCUUAA